Aphanomyces astaci is the source of this 2377-nucleotide messenger RNA. RefSeq lists its product as hypothetical. Bases 39 to 2246 code for a protein of 735 amino acids. The transcript has a single exon. Gene Ontology annotation, biological process: mRNA splicing, via spliceosome. The record is from RefSeq and is a predicted model, not a curated record. Gene Ontology annotation, cellular component: catalytic step 2 spliceosome. Gene Ontology annotation, molecular function: RNA helicase activity; RNA binding; ATP binding. NCBI's taxonomy places the organism in Eukaryota, Oomycota, Saprolegniomycetes, Saprolegniales, Verrucalvaceae.
UUUGGCCGCACCCGCCGCCGCCGCCCCUCACAAUCAAGAUGGACUUGAACGCGCAAAUGGAAGAAAUCAGCCGUGAAAAGGAGCGUGUGGCCCGCAUUGCUCGUCUGGCUGAAGAAAAGUAUGCCAUAAAGCAAAAGGAGCUGGAAGAAGAAGCAAAGAAACCAAAGUUCAUGACACAAAAGGAACGCGAAGCGGCCGCGUUGGCACGACUACAGCAACGGGCCAAGACAGGUGCCGCCACGACCACGUCAAGAGCAUCGUCGUCAGUGGCGUCCAAGUUCUCCAAGUUGAACGACUCGUCGUUUGAUCGCCAUCGACAGGCUCAACGCAAGGACAGCAACAACACAUCGACACCAACCAUCACCCGCGAGCAGGAGAAGGAACUCGCGGCGCUGAAAGACCAUUACUUGGGGAAGAAAGUGAACAAGAAGAAGGUGCUCAAGGCGAGCGAAAAGUUCUCAAAGAACUUUCAGUUCGACUGGGAACCAACCGAGGACACGUCUGGGGAAUUGAAUCCCCUGUACAAACGUCGCGACGUCAACCUCCUGUUUGGCCGAGGGUACAUGGCCGGCGUGGACAUGCGCGAGCAGCGCAAGAAGAACAACUUUGUCACAGAAUUGGCGCGGAAGCGGCAGCUCGAGCAGAAGACCGCGGACGAACAAGCCGGCGUCUUGACGGCCGACCAGAUCGCCAAGCGACAGCGGGACCGCGAGCGCGAGCUGCGCAAGAUGCAGGAGUGGGAAGCCAACCGCGAACGAGAAAUCGACACGAUCGAGGCCGAGCGGGUGCUACAUUGGAGCGACAAGUCGCUCGAGAAUAUGACCGACCGCGACUGGCGCAUCUUUCGAGAGGACUUUGAUAUCAUUCUGCGCGGCGGAAAGGCACCGAUCCCUCUGCGCAAGUGGUCGGAAGCGACGUUCCCCGAGUCGGUCAUGGACGCGGUCAAGCUCAUGGGAUUCGAAAAGCCGUCGCCGAUUCAAAUGCAAAGCAUCCCCAUCGGCAUGCAACGGCGCGACUGCAUUGGCAUUGCCGAAACGGGCAGCGGCAAGACGGCGGCAUUUUUGAUUCCGAUCAUUUGCUACGUGAGCUCGGUGCCCGUGUCGAUGGUGACCCGAACGCCGGACCAGGGCCCCCUGGCGCUCGUGAUGGCACCGACGCGAGAGCUGGCGCUGCAGAUCGAAGCAGAGGCCAAACGGCUGUCCCAACUGACCAAAGUCGGCGAAGGCGACACCGAACAUAUCAUCAAGACGCUGUCCGUCGUGGGGGGGCAGAGCAUCGAAGACCAGGGGUUCAAGCUCCGCGAAGGUAUUGACAUUCUGAUCGGCACGCCUGGCCGGCUCAUGGAUUGCAUGCAGAGUCACUACUUGGUGCUCAAUCAGUGCAACUACGUCGUGCUGGAUGAAGCGGAUCGCAUGAUCGAAGAAGGGUUCGAAGACCAGGUCACGGGGAUCUUGGACAACAUGGGCGGGCUGCUCAAGUCAGAAAACGAGGCCGAGCUCGAGGCCCAGCUGAGCACGGCCGACAACGAGUUCAAGUUCCGCGUGACGAUGAUGUUUAGCGCGACGAUGCCCAACGUCGUGGAGAAGCUGGCGAAAACGUACCUGCGGCACCCGGCGAUCAUCAAGAUUGGAGACGAAAACUCGGGCAAGAACAAACGCAUUGACCAGCAAGUGCACUUUUUGAGCGCGGGCAAGAAGCUCGCGAAACUGUACGACACGGUGCGGGAGAUUCUGCGCAACGCCAAGACCAAGGACACGGCCAAGAUCAUCAUCUUCGUCAACGAGAAGAAGGGGUGCGACCUUGUGGCCCGCGCCGUGGGCAAGGAAGGGUUCUACGCGACCAUCUUGCACGGCGGCAAGUCCCAGGACCAGCGCGACGAAAGCCUCAUGGGGUUCCGCGACGGCACGUAUGACAUCCUCGUGGCCACCGACGUGGCUGGCCGAGGGCUCGAUAUCCCCGAUGUCACGCACGUCAUCAACUACGACGUGCCCAAGGAGAUUGAAAAGUACUGCCAUCGCAUCGGACGGACGGGGCGAGCCGGCAAGGAAGGCGUGGCGAUUUCGUUCCUCACUGACCACGACGAAGACAUCAUGUACGACCUAAAGACGUACUUGGAAGCCACCGACAUGCCCGUGCCGCCGCAGUUGGCGAGCCAUCCGAUGGCCAAAGCCGCCGCUGGUGCGCGAGACGACAAGGGCAACAUCAUUUCGAAAUCCAAGCGCGACACGGUGAUUUAUUCCGGUUGAGACGAAACCAAGGAUAUCAUAAAAAUCUCUCUCACAUCCAUAUUAUUUGACGGGCUUCUUGGACAGUAAUAACGAUGAUAAAUCUAUCUCCGACAUCGUGUCGAGAUGUUUUGUGAAAAGAGGUAACGCUA